AUGGCAGGCACCAUCGACCUUACGGCCCUCGCGCCCACCGACACCGUCAUCAAGCUGCCGCACCCAUACCUCACUGAAUACACCGUCAAGCGCGCCGACGACAACCUCUUCCAGCUGGACCUCAAGAAAGGCUCAUCAGUUCAGCCACUUCCAUUUGAGUUGCACUCAUCCCAGUUGCUCUUCUCUGCGCCCGCCGAUCUCAAAUCUAGCGAGUUGCCUGAAUCAGCUAACAACAGCCCGUGGGCACGCGCUCGACGCUCUCCGUUCUCCAAUGUCUCCUGGGGUGAUGCCGACAGCACACCCACACUUGCUCAGGCGUGGCUGCUUCUUUAUGUGCUCUUCACCAUAAGGCCGGGUAUGGAAAUGGUACGACUUCAGCUCACUGGAAAUGGCACCAAUGUGCUCUCAAAGCAGCUGCACAAUGUGCUUCUCGGAAUUGAGCACCCGAAGUCGGCCAAUGGCGCUGCGCCUGAAAUUGCGAGCAUAGACACGAGAAGCACCGUUGUUAUCUUGCGUAGCACUUUUUGGCAGGGUGCUGGAUCGCCAUUCGGGCCUCGCCCCGUCUGGUGCCCUACCGAGUCUCCCUCAUCAUUGCCGGCCUCGAACCCUCUUUCAUCAUACCCCCUUACGCCCCUGCAACAUACCAUUAGCAUCGCCUCAGCCGGUGACCCGCAGGACCGGAGUCGUUACCAGCAGUCGUGGCACCCAAUUCGACCUGCGAAGCCCGCACCUGGUGCGGUGAUCUACAGUCGCUGGAUUCCUCAUCUCAAGGAGACGUUUUCUAUGGUAUCUCUCGAUUAUACCGAUGCCGAACACCUGCGACUGUUUCAUGAAUGGCAAAACGACCCCCGUGUUUCUCAGGGCUGGAAUGAAACGGGCACCCUGGAGCAGCACCGCGAAUACUUGCGAAAUAUUCACGAAGAUCCUCACCAAGUUGCCCUGCUGGCAAAGUGGGACGAUACCUAUUUUGCCUACUUUGAGGUGUACUGGGCCAAGGAAGAUCGCCUGGGUGGCUACUACGACGCUGAAGACUUUGACCGCGGCCGUCACUCUCUCGUUGGCGACAUCCGCUUCCGCGGACCUCAUCGUGUUACAGCCUGGUGGAGUAGUCUGAUGCACUACCUUUUUCUCGAUGAUCCACGUACUAUGUGGGUGGUCGGUGAGCCUAAGGAUUCGAAUUCCACCGUCGUCAUGUAUGAUUUGAUUCAUGGAUUUGGCCUCGACAAGUUUGUCGACUUGCCGCACAAGCGCAGCGCCUUUGUGCGCUGUCCUCGGGGCCGCUUCUUCCAGCUUUGUCCGUUGGGCGAGCAGGAGAAAGCCGUUGGCGGUAUGAGAAUUGGUCUUGUACCAAAAUUGUAG
Molecule: messenger RNA, 1359 nt
Organism: Cordyceps militaris CM01
Lineage: Eukaryota; Fungi; Ascomycota; Sordariomycetes; Hypocreales; Cordycipitaceae
Product: Siderophore biosynthesis protein
Exons: 2
Coding region: 1-1359 (452 amino acids)
Biological process (GO): siderophore biosynthetic process
Source: RefSeq, a predicted model, not a curated record